ACCCCCCCCCACCUCGGUAAGGUCACGUGAGGGUGACGUUCGUGUGCCGGUGCCGGAUAGGAUCGCACUCAGCCGUCGGGGUGUCGGUAGUCAUUGCGGGAAGGACCGAGAGAGUGGGAGAGUAUGUCUGGCAGUGGCGAGGGGUGCACAAUGGGCGAGUCAAAAGAUCAGAUCGAUUGCGAGCCGACUGUAAAUUAUAUAACGAUGGAAGCAGUGAAGACCCACAACAGCAGCAAGUCCACAUGGCUUGUGAUACACGACAAAGUGUACGAUGUCACUAAAUUUCUGGAGGAGCAUCCUGGUGGUGAGGAGGUACUCUUUGAACAAGCUGGAGGAGAUGCCACAGAAAGUUUUGAAGAUGUUGGACAUUCAUCUGAUGCCAGAGAGAUGCUGAAGCAGUAUUUUAUUGGAGAACUUGAUUUGGCUGAUCGAAGAAAGGAAUAUUCCAAGGAUGUUUUAAUCACAACAACAUCAAGCCAUUCCAGUUGGUGGACAAACUGGCUGAUUCCUGCCUUUGCAGCUGGCGUUGUAGGACUCAUGUAUCGCUUCUACCUAACAGAGACCAAAAGUUCAUCCUGAGGCAUUUUAGUCUUUUUUUUUCUCAUGGAUUGGGAGGAACAAGGUGUCUACUGAGUGAUGCCAUUAACACCCAUGUCUUCAAAGUUUUAUUGGUGAUAAUUGAAUAAUGUACAAUUAUGUAUUUAAUUUCAUUGCUUGCCUAUAAUAAGUUUUUCCUAUUCUGUGCACUAAUUAGUGAAGUAUAUUAUGUUUAAGGAUUUAGAAGGAGUGUACAGCCUACAGCAGCAUUGAAACCAUUUCUCUGGUGAUAGUAGUUUCACUAAGUUCCUCUCCUCUUUUUCUAACCUCUAUGGUUAAAAUAGAAGCAAAAUUGUUGUUAAUUUCAUUGUAUUUUCUUACUUACAAUUAACUCCUCAUUCUCACUGGUGUUCAAAUUUUCCAAUUCAACAAUGAAAAUUUUGAUUUGUCAAAGAACUAUUUUGCUAUUUCUGGCUUAUUGUUAGGUAAAGUAUUCAAGACUACUUUUGAAUGAAGAGUACAUUGGAUGUUGUAGCAUGGUUCAUUACGCUACGCACAUGACCAUCAAAGCUGAGCCUUUGAUAGCAUGAGUAAUGUGUACACAAUUUAAUAUAGUUCCACUUAGUUUCUUUCUUACCGACCUUGUCUUUCAGAAUUAUUUUUCACUCAACUGCUGAACUGGUUUGUUGCUAGUCUGUUUCUAGUGUAAAAGAAUGGUAGCAGCCUGUAGCAGUUAUGAAUAUUGGUGCAGCUUUUUCGAAAUUUAAAAUGGAUUCCAUGAAACAGUUGCUGUUCGAUUACUCGAUCUCAAUGUGAAAUGUAAUAUACAACCAUAAAUAGGUUAACAGCUGUUAUUUCUCCCUAAUCCAUUUCACCUUUGAAUAUAACAGCUCAUGCUAAGUGCAGUUCCAUGGAUGAUAGCUUAACGGUGUCUCACAGCUCUUCAUCUGAACAACGAAUUGGGAGGUUUUUUGAAAAUUAAGAUGCAGCUGACUUUAAUCUUAGUAUUUGUACUGCACUUUCCAGUGAGAGUUGCUGGUCAGUGAUGAGGGUGGAGUUGUGAGCAUGUGUCUUUAUCUCUUUCUGUAACUCUACAAUUCAGAGAUUCGUAGUGGUUGUCAUAAUUGCCAAUGGAAAUUUUGUGUAGGAAGAAAUAUGUCAUGGAAGAUACCCACUCAGCCAUAAAGAUAAUAUUGAUCUUGAAUACUGUGGUUUGCUGUACUGUUCCUAAAGUAGAAAUGUUUACCCCAAUCUCUUUUACAAGUUUGUUGUUGUUAAGGAGAAAUUUGAAGCAUGAUGUCUACAUCUUCCACUCUGUAAAAAUUGGAAUUAGUUUUUUCUUUCUUCAUUCUCCUCCUCCUCAUUUGAACUGUAGUGUUUCACUGAUAACCCUGCACUGCCCAAUUUGCUACCAAACUGGUGUGAAUUUCAAUCAACCUAAUUGAUGCAAAUGGUUAUUGUUGCAUUCUGUGUUUUAGAUUUUUAAUCAUAAGUGAUGCUAAUUAGGUUCUCCCUUAGAGUAAUUCAUUGUAAUAUAUAUAUUUUGUACCUCUUCUGAGUCUGAAUUACAAAUUCAGAUCAGACCAAUGUAUGACUGAAAGUCUUUGCAUUUGUAAUUUUCUAGUAGUGUCCCAAAGUAAUUUUUCACAAGGCGUUUGAUAUUUUCUGCAUUAUAGGUGCAUGUUUUGUGUGCUAUUACCAUAACAUGGUUUCUACCCGAAAGUUUCACUGAAAUUCUUCAUGGUGGUCCUUCAUCUAAUGAGCUAAUAAAUAAAAUGUCUUUCUAAAUUACCCUAGAAAGGUAAUUCACAUUUGAUUACACAGUUCAUGUUUUUCCUUUUAAAAAAAUUACAAUAAUUGUGGAGCUUAUGCAAAUACUAUUGUACUUGAUGCAAAAUAUCUAACUGUAAAUAUUUUCAGGCACUGUUAUUGUGUUAUGCACCGUAAUCUGUGUCAGGUGUGUAGUUUACUUUUUGGGGGCAACUGCAUUAAAUGCAUGUUAACAUGAACACAAUAUUUCUUGGAAUAAUUUCAUCACUUAUACUGACUCUUGGUUCAAGUAUGAACAACAGUGACUUGCAUGUUUACAUCUACUUACUGUGUGUGCAUAAUAUCUGUACUAAUAAGCAACUGUACAAAGUCGAUAUGUACUCCUUUUUCAAAAAGUUGUAUAAAAUAUUGGUAAUAAUCCAGCCACUAAAAUGACUUAAACUUGAUGAUAAAAUGUGAGGCUGGAUGAACACAGCAGGCCAAGCAGCAUCUCAGGAGCACAAAAGCUGACGUUUCGGGCCUAGACCCUUCAUCAGAGACAUUACAAGAGAGUUGCAAUGGGAGAGAUAUUCCCUGAGGUUGGUCCGGAGGGAGGAGGGUAACUCCUUCAGGUUAGGCAUCUCUGGAAGAGGCUUCGCAGUGAGGUUAAAAUAGUAUCAGAGAUAAUGGGAACUGCAGAUGCUGGAGAAUUCCAAGAUAAUAAAAUGUGAGGCUGGAUGAACACAGCAGGCCAAGCAGCAUCUCAGGAGCACAAAAGCUGACGUUUCGGGCCUAGACCCUUCAUCAGGGAGCUUAAACUUGAGAUUGUUUUCCUUUUUUUUUCUGUUUCCUGAAGAAUAGGUUGACUGUUGGUGAUCUUAUUUCAUUUAAUCCAUUAUGGUCAACUCAUUGAACUUCGAAAUUUGCACCUAAUUGUUGGUGUUAAUUUCCGUUUUACUUUUCUGAAAACCCAGUCCAAAGAAACUAUACAUGACUGAACUUUUGACACCAGUAGAUUUAAAAAUUUUCAAGGGCAUUACCAUUCACUUUUAAAUGAAAGCGAAAGUGAAGAAGAAAGACUGGUAGUUUGAGCAUUUAUGAAUUUGGGUACCAAAAGACACUCAGCUGAAAUAUUUUUGUGGUGUUGGUUAUCUUUUCUCUAUCUUUUAGUUUUCUAGCUCCAUUGUUUAGUUAGUCCACCUUCGUACUAGAAAUCUAAAGCACACAUUGGCUUCAGUCACCCUUGUUGUCCUCUGGCAAAUAGUGAUUUUGGUGAAAAUUCACUAUGUAAUGUCUCUUCUGUGAGUCAAGCCAUCUCUGAAAUCACAAAUAUAUAUAAAUAUGUUUGCAUCUUUGCCUGAAAUAUUAAAUUUUGGCUUUGAUAGGUCAGUAGAUCUAUUGUGAUUCCUGAGCCAAGUGAGGAGUGACUGUCAACACUAUUCUCGUCUUCACGUUAAUAUGCAGAUUUCCAAUAAACAUUGGAAACAGAUCAAACUGAAAACUGAGCCAAUUUUGAGUUUGAGGCUUUGUAAGUAAAUUAUUGUUUUGAGUCAAACUAUUGGGCAAAGUGGGAGUUUAAACUUGGUAGCAUAGAAAAGGGGUCAAUAUCAUUUGUUUUUAAUGCUUAAAACAAAGUCCACCAGAUAAGACUUUUUGCUGCUGACUAUUGUUAUGUAAAACAUUGAUCUACAUGUAUAAUUUUCAAUCUGUUCUGAUUGAUCAGUCUUACAAGAUGAGAUCAUUAUUGCACUGUGGCGCAUAACUUGCCAAAAUGUGCAAGAGACAUUUGCUUUAUAAGUUGGAAGCCACCCGUGUGCCUCUCAACUUCAGAGACUUUAUUUGGGAAAAACAUAGUUUUCCUUUUCGUUGCAUCUCUAUAAUUUUCAAAUACAUAUGUCCCACUGCUUCUCAAGUGCUACUGUACAAAUAAUUGUCAAUGUGUGAAAAAGCUAAAUGUCUGAAACAGUAGGCACCUGGAUGGCCCAUUUUAUUAAUCUAUUGUCCCAAUAAUUGCAUGAGUAUUCUAUAUACAGUCACUUUUUGUUUUCCACAUUUCAUAAUAGGUUGUCAGUUUUUAAAAAUUAAGUCUAAUCUAUGUAGUUCUGUGCAAUGUUCUUUCGGGACACAUCAACAUUUUGAAAAUUUAUUGGUUCCAACAACAGCUAAUGUGACUUGUACUUAGAAAUUGAAUUUGCCAUGGUAGCAAGUGGAACUUUUUCCCAUGUUGUAUUUGCUUAAAUUGAGAAAGACAUCAUGAAUGCUAACUACACUUUAUUUUCACAUGGUUAUUCUGUAACUUUGACCUUGUCUUUCAAAUGCUUUGGCUUAUAGCAUUUUAAAUAAGUCAGUUUGAUCUCUUGUGUAUUGUGUGUACCAAAUGAUAAUAUAUUCCUUGCAAUUUAAUAAUCUGCCUGCACUACAAACUCAUAACUUUGUAAUAAAUGGGAAGAAACUA
Molecule: messenger RNA, 4741 nt
Organism: Stegostoma tigrinum
Lineage: Eukaryota; Metazoa; Chordata; Chondrichthyes; Orectolobiformes; Stegostomatidae
Product: cytochrome b5
Exons: 5
Coding region: 124-579 (151 amino acids)
Cellular component (GO): intracellular membrane-bounded organelle; membrane
Molecular function (GO): heme binding
Source: RefSeq, a predicted model, not a curated record